AUGGUCCGGAAACUUGCGGUAGAGGUAGACAGCAAUAUCUACCUAGAGCGCAAAGAGGAACGUACCGCACGGCCACGUACUUACACAUCCAUUGCCACUGCUGCAACUACCGUCCGCGCUGAAGAAACGACACAACAAUACGGAGCUUGCCAUACAGGCCCACGCCCUCCCCUCACAGAUACCGAGAGAAACCGUCAGCGAACCCAUAACCUUUGUCUAUACUGCGGAGCAAACGACCAUUUGGUGGAAAGAUGUCAGCUCACAAAGGGACAACGCCGCCUCAACACCACGGCAUACGAGCCAGACACUGCAACCUCUAUACACCACAAGAACGAAUCUGUACGUACUCACACCCCCUACUCUGCUAAAUUGCAAACCUGGCGCCCCCCCACUGACUUCACCCCUAGGAUUAAAUCUCGACGUCCUCAACUCAAAGUCAAAGGGUCAGUGGGUGGAAAGGUAGUGCAUGCAUUAGUAGAUAGUGGUGCGGAAGAUAAUUUCAUCAAUAAAAAUAUUUUACCAGAACUUCAAAUCCAAAAGUCUACUCCUUUGUCCCAACCAAUUAUUGCUGCAGACGGCCACAUCAUCGUGCCUAGUGAUAAAGCAAGAAUUGUAGAAGUAGAAUGUAAAUUUAACAACCUCACAAAAGGUCAAUUCUCCUUUGUACCAGCUCCAUUGAAACAUCAAGAUGUCAUACUAGGUUACCCAUGGUUGCAACGCCUAAAUCCAAACAUUGAUUGGAUUACUGAUAAAAUAAAAUGCAACAAUCUCAUACCACAAAAGCGUCCCAUAAAAACACCAAUAAUAAAAACAAGGCCACGCACAUUUCCCUCCCCUCUCCGCACUGUAGGUCAAGGCUGGGGUGCACGCCCACUCAAUAACAGUAAAGCCAUCGCUAUGACAAAGCACGUUCGCAAACUCAUCCGCAAAAACACCAGUGUCCAACAAAACAACAGCCCCAAAACUGAGGAAAGAGUUCCCAUAAUUGAUUGGCAAAAAUUAUACCACACCCUAAAAUUGAACACCAUAUUGAAAGAACACGAGCCCGACACCUAUCAAACCCUACCUAACCACUAUACAAAUUUUAAAAAUGUUUUCUCAAAGCCAAAAGCUGAAGAACUAGCAAAAGAAAGGUCAAACGUGAACUGCGAGAUUAUUCUCAAGCCAGACGCCAAGAUGCGCCGCAGAAGAGUAUACAAGAUGUCUGAUACAGAACUCAGUCUACUCAAAACCUAUAUUGACGAUGGAAUCCAACAAGGAUGGAUCCGCAAAAGCAAAUCUCCUUGCGCCUGUCCAGUUAUGUUUCGAACUAAGCCGCAUGAUUCGGCCCUACGCUUUUGCGUGGACUACCGUGCCGUAAACGCCAAUACAGUCAAAAACGCUUACCCUUUGCCCCAAUUAGAUGACUACCUAAGCAAAAUGCACGGGGCUAAAUUCUUCACCAAACUCGAUCUUCGUAACGCCUUCCAUCUGCUACAAAUGAAAAAAGGUGAUGAGUGGAAAACUGCGUUUAUAAGCCAAUUCGGCCUCUACAAAUACCAAGUCAUGCCUUUCGGUCUUUGUAAUGCUCCAGCAACCUUUCAAGCAUGGAUGGACAGUAUUUUCCGAGAAUUAAGAGAAACUAUGAUGUGUUACCUUGAUGAUAUCCUCAUAUGGGGAGAAACCAAAGAACAAGUUAUCGAACGUACCCACAAAGUCCUUUAUAUCCUUGAAAAGAACGGCCUAUACGCCAAGCUUGAGAAAUGCGAGUUUGAAGUCACGAGAACAUGGUUUCUGGGUUACAAAAUCAAGCACAAUAGUAUCACAAUCUGCCCUUCUAGAAUAUCUCUUGUCACCGAGUGGCCUGAACCUAUCACUCUUGUUGGAAUUUGCCACAUUUCUUACGAUAAUUGGCAUUCCUUGCAAAUAUGA
Molecule: messenger RNA, 1911 nt
Organism: Blumeria graminis f. sp. triticale
Lineage: Eukaryota; Fungi; Ascomycota; Leotiomycetes; Helotiales; Erysiphaceae
Source: the annotation of a GenBank genome assembly